This is a messenger RNA of Leptomonas pyrrhocoris, 2631 nucleotides long. RefSeq names its product putative formin. The record is from RefSeq and is a predicted model, not a curated record. The coding region runs from base 1 to 2631 and encodes 876 amino acids. The transcript has a single exon. NCBI's taxonomy places the organism in Eukaryota, Euglenozoa, Kinetoplastea, Trypanosomatida, Trypanosomatidae.
AUGUCCUUUCGCCGACCACCGUCGAAGCGGCGGUCCAGCGCCUACGUCGAGUUCGCCGAGGUCGGCGCGGAGGUCGUCUCGGAGAGCAACUUCGCGGUCCCUGGCAAGUCGUCCCCUCUGGAAGACGCGCCGCCCACCCCGGAUGCGGCGAGCAAAACGGGUUACACCAGCAGUGGAGAGUCGAACGGCGGAAAUGCCGGCGAAGAGCCAAAGCGUGUCGGGUCACCCGACGGACCACGACGACGAGCCACCGUGCACAUUGACGAUGGUGGCAUUGUACCGGAAAGCACGAGCCCGUCCGCCUCCCUGCAGCAGAUCCGCAGGCCGUCCCUGGGCCGCCGCCGGUCGCUCUCCAUGAGUGGGGUGAACAACCUACGCCCCGGCUCGCAGUUUCACACGGUGGAGCUGACAAAGGAGUACAUCCAGUCCAUCGCCGAGGCGCACGGCGUCUCGCCGGAGCACGUGCGGGACGUGGCGCUGGCGGCUCAAGGCGACACCGACCUGAUGCUGGCCAUCCUACAGAGUGAGGUGGAGGAGCGACUGGCGUCGCCGAAUAGCGUGGAUGCGCUGCACUACGGUACCCACGACGUUGUGCAGCGACUCCUCGAGUUCUUAGAGCUGCCGCCGAGCUGGAAGGGGGAGGUGAUCCGCACGUUGAACGCCACCAAUGGUGAUGCCCAGGAGGCGGCGGGCCUACUGGCGCAAAAGGCUGGGCAGCGCUCCACGCAGCUGCCGAACACCAUUGUCGCCUCACAGCAGCAGGCGCUCACGGACAUGGAGGCCCAGGAGCUCCCGCUGCUGCUGCUACGUCUUGGGCAGUCCCCAGGCGGCGCCACCCAGGCCCUUCAGGCGGAGUUCCCGGAGCGCCCGGAGGAGGAGAUUCGAACCGCGCUGCGCCUCACCGACGGCAACGUCGAGCACGCUCGCACCUUCCUGCGACAGGACCGCGCCGCCAAUCGCAACCUGACGCGUGAUGAAAUGGAUAACGUCUUCGCCCGCGUAGCCGCCACCGGUGGUGCUCGACCGCGACCCGAUCACAAGAAGCAAAUCGAAGCAGCCUACCACAAACUGAAUGGCGCGAUCGGUGCCCGCGCCAGCCUUGCUGAUCUCACAAGCACUAGUCCUGGCCUGGGCGACGACACCGUCACGACGAGUCUGUCGCCGCAGGAGUUCCGGCAGCUGCGCGAUAACGCUGUUGCCGCGCCCAACCGGGAGCGGCAGGCGUCCCGCAGCAACCUCCUCGCCGCCUCUCCGGCGGUAUCGCCAGCACGCGACGCUAGCAGCAGCAGCACCAGCGGGGCGAUUAGUGUGGCUCCCCGCACGUCCUACCCUUUCCAUCGUGCAGACGGCGCCUCGCAGGACGCGGCAGCCGCAGACGGCGGCGUGACAAAGUCGUCCACCUCCCCAGCGGUCCGGCGUGCCCGCCGACCCUCGCUGUCGAAGGACGCCGCGGAUGUGCCGACGCGGCUCGCGACCCGCGUAGAGUUGUCGCCGACGGCGCACGCGCGCGGCAGCGGACCAAGCUCUAGCUCCAACAACGCCUCGAGCAGCAACUUACCUGGGUCAGAGGCGGGCAGCAGCCCCAAUGUUCCUCCGGACGGGACGAGCAACACAAACAGCCGACCGUGUCCCCACGCCCCUGCCACCGUCGUCGCCCCGCGCCGAGGCAGCGUGGCCGCAGUAAACCAAAAUCAACGGAGUAGCAACGCGACCAACGGCGACACGCGUUCGUCUGCCGUGCCGUUGGAUAGUCGAGGUGUGAGCGGUAAGGCGGCGCCAUCCACUGGCGCCGCGGGCCACCUCACAUCGUCCUACACCCCCGGUUUGUCCGAGGCGGGCGCAGCGGGACAGCAGGGGGAGCGGCCACAGAACUCCCCCCACACGGAGAGCCUUCUCAACGACGUGCUGCGCCGCGCGUCUCAGCCGCACGGCGAUGUGGGGCGGCAGCGGCGGGCGUCCGCGUCGAACUCGCUCGAAAGCGAUGCGACGGGUAGUGGGGAGGCAGUGGCACCGACCGCACCGAAAGGAAUGCCACCUCCACCUCCCCCCGUCUCGUCCUCUGGAGGAGCUUCCGCGCCCUCCGCUAGACUGCCUCCAACGCCUCCUCCUCCGCCGCCGGCAUCCUCAGGGUUUUCGUCGCACGGACCGGCACCACCGGCCGGUCUACCGCCGCCGCCGCCGCCUCCGCCAUCAUCGCCGUCGACGUCCGGAGCGCCCGCACCGUCCCCACCGGUUGGUCUCCCCCUCCGCCGCCGCCGCCCGCGAAAGGAGCCCCGCCGCCGCCCGGGAUACCACCGUCGCGACCGUGCCCGUCCGCUGCGGGAGGUGGUGCGGGACCGCCACCCCCGCCGCCGUCCAUCGGCGGAGCACCCCCUCCUCCGCCACCGCCUCCACCGGGCCUCGGCCGGACAGGUGGGCCUGCGGCACCGCCGCCACCGCCACCCCCGCCUGGGACGAAGGGCAGGCCGGGCGCGGCCGCUCCCGCCGCGAACACCGGCAAGACGCGCCCGGUGCCCAUCAACGGCGCCAUCGGCGACUCCGUCGGUGUCUUUGGCGAGGUCACCGGCCGCCCGAUGCUCUCCGACGAUGCGCGCAAGCAGCUGGAGGAGCUCUUCACAAAGCGGGAGCUGA